This is a messenger RNA of Nematocida homosporus, 159 nucleotides long. RefSeq lists its product as uncharacterized. The coding region runs from base 1 to 159 and encodes 52 amino acids. Lineage: Eukaryota; Fungi; Microsporidia. The transcript has a single exon. The record is from RefSeq and is a predicted model, not a curated record.
AUGAGUACUGAGCGUGUUCUCUUACGGGCUAAUGACGUCAUCGGUGCAGGGCUAUCGCCUGAGGUCUUAUCUUUGUGUUCUGACUUAAUUGAUAGUGGCCAUGUUUCUUGUGAUGGGUUGGUUUUGAUUGUUAAAGAGAUCCUGAAUGAGUUAGAGUAA